This is a messenger RNA of Archocentrus centrarchus (flier cichlid), 4957 nucleotides long. RefSeq names its product EMAP like 4 (gene eml4). The transcript has 24 exons. The coding region runs from base 232 to 3219 and encodes 995 amino acids. Gene Ontology annotation, cellular component: mitotic spindle. NCBI's taxonomy places the organism in Eukaryota, Metazoa, Chordata, Actinopteri, Cichliformes, Cichlidae. The record is from RefSeq and is a predicted model, not a curated record. Gene Ontology annotation, molecular function: microtubule binding. Gene Ontology annotation, biological process: microtubule cytoskeleton organization.
CUGCAGCUCCGCGGCUCCUCUCGCUCCUCUCUCGGCUCCGUCUUGUUCUUCAACUCGCAGCGAAGCGGCAGAUCUUCGGCCCGUGGACCGGCGGAUCCGGCGGGCGGCACGACGGGGACAGACCCGGCUCGGCUCGGCUCGGCACGGCUUUGAAAAUCUCCGACGGAGGCCCGCACUGUGCACUCAGCCUCCCGCAGGCCUCCUGCCCGACUCCCGCUUUUCUCCCGGAAAAUGGACGGCUUCGCCGGCAGUUUAGAUGACAGCAUGUCCGGCGCAAGUGUCUCGGACGUCAAUGACCGUUUGUCAGCUCUGGAGCUUCGUGUCCAGCAGCAGGAGGAUGAGCUGACGGUGAUGAAAGCGGCUCUUGCCGACGUCCUUCGUCGCCUCGCUGCCUCUGAAGACUCUGCUGCCUCUGCGACCAAGAAGCAGCAUGGAGGGAAAGGUGGAGCUGCAUUACGUGAAGCCUACUCCAUGUCCUGCAUCGCCAAUGGAGGCACAUCUGGACGCAAGAGGGACUCCACCUCCGUCACCAGGAAGGAAACCGUGUCAUCGGCUGCCAAGAGCGGUGCAGACAAGAAGAAGGACGGUCAGCGUUCUCAGAUGGCAGAGAUCCAGGAACAUGAGGAACCCACUCACCAAACAAACCCAUCCUCCAUCCCCACCUCCCCCAACCCUCCCCCAACUCCUCCUACCCCACAGACAUCACAGAGACCGCCCGUUUCCUCUGACAGCAGUAAAGGCCACGCCCCUCCUAAAAGGGGACCCAGCAUGAAGCGGUCCUCAGGUAUUGAGCGCUCUCAGAGUAGCACCUGGGACACUUCAGAGGAAAACAGGAACAAACUGGUAAAAGCAGCAUCGACCUCCAAACUGCUGGCCAAGGUGGUAAAGAACACUGAGAGGCACAGAGACCCUGUCGUGAGCCAAGCCAAAAUGUCGACCCGAGAGAAAAACAGCCAAGCUGAGGGGAAUGCUAUUAAGAUGUUCAUGCGUGGUCGACCGAUCACCAUGUUCAUCCCUUCAGACGUGGAGAAUUACGAUGACGUUCGGACUGAUCUUCCUCCAGAAAGACUCAAGCUGGCAUGGGUGUAUGGUUACCGGGGAAGAGACUGCAGAGCAAACAUCUACCUCCUUCCAACCGGAGAAAUUGUUUACUUCAUUGCGUCAGUUGUAGUUCUGUUUAACUAUGAGGAGCGGACUCAGAGACAUUACCUCGGACACACCGACUGUGUCAAAUGUCUGGCCAUCCAUCCUGAUAAGAUUCGGAUCGCCACGGGACAGCUCGCAGGAGUGGACAAAGAUGGACGGGCGCUGCAGCCUCACGUUCGUGUCUGGGACAGCGUCAGUCUGUCCACGCUGCAGGUUAUCGGUUUGGGAACAUUUGAACGAGGUGUUGGCUCUCUAGCUUUCUCCAAAGCUGACUCUGGUCAGCACCUGAGUGUGAUUGAUGACUGUAACGACCACAUGUUGACAGUUUGGGAUUGGCAGAAGAAGUCAAAGAUUGCUGAGAUCAAGACCACUAAUGAGGUGGUCCUGGUCGUGGAGUUCCACCCAACAGACCCGAACACCAUCGUCACCUGUGGGAAGUCCCACAUCUUCUUCUGGACCUGGAAUGGGAACUCACUUGCUCGUAAACAGGGAAUCUUUGGGAAAUAUGAGAAGCCAAAGUUCGUCCAGUGUCUGGCCUUUCUGAGCACUGGAGACAUUGUCACUGGAGAUUCUGGAGGAAUCCUGCUGGUCUGGACCCGGAGCUCCGCCGAGACCCCGACAGGGAAGGGACCCAGAGCUUUUCAGAUAAUUCGGCAGGUCAAAGGUCACGAGGGAAGCGUUUUCUCUAUGUGUGAGAUGAGGAGCGGCACACUGCUGACCGGAGGAAGCAAAGACCGAAAAAUCAUCCUGUGGGACCAUGAACUGCGAGCUGACCGAGAAAUUGAGGUCCCAGAUCAGUAUGGAACCAUCAGAGCGGUGUCUGAGGGGAAGGGGGACGAGUUUCUGGUCGGAACGUCUCGUAACUUCAUCCUGAGAGGAACCUUCAACGAUGGCUUCCUGGUGGAGGUCCAGGGCCACACAGAUGAGCUCUGGGGUUUGGCGGCUCACCCGUCCAAAGAGUUGUUUCUGACGUGCGCUCAGGAUCGGCUCGUCUGUCUCUGGAACUCGAGCAAUCACAGCCUGCAGUGGAGUCGCACACUGGAGGAACAUGGGCACUGUGCAGACUUCCAUCCAAGUGGCACUGUGGUCUCCAUAGGAACACACUCAGGAAAGUGGUACGUUCUGGAUGCUGAGACCACAGACCUAGUGGGGAUCCACACUGAUGGGAACGAGCAGCUGUCAGUGAUGCGCUUCUCUGUUGAUGGAAGCAUGCUGGCUGUUGGAUCUCAUGAUAACUUUAUUUACCUCUACAACGUCUCGGAGCGAGGACGCAAGUACAGCCGAUACGGGAAGUGCACAGGACAUUCCAGCUACAUCACCCACCUGGACUGGUCACCUGACAACAACUUCAUCAUGUCCAACUCUGGAGACUACGAGAUCCUCUACUGGGACAUUCCAAACGGUUGUAAACUGAUCAGAAAUCGUUCUGAGUGUAAAGACAUUGACUGGGCGACUUACACCUGCGUCCUGGGAUACCACGUUUUUGGUGUUUGGCCAGAGGGUUCAGAUGGCACUGACAUCAAUGCUCUGAUCAGAUCUCACAACAGGAAGGUGAUCGCUCUGGCUGAUGACUUCUGUAAAGUUCACCUGUUCGCCUACCCAUGCUCCACCUUCAAGGCCCCCAGCCAUAAGUACAGCGCCCACAGCAGUCAUGUGACCAACGUUGCCUUCCUGUAUAAUGACAGUCACCUGAUCUCGACGGGGGGGAAGGACACCAGCAUAAUGCAGUGGCGUUUGGUUGAGAAAUCUUCGCUGUCUCUCAAUGACAGCCUCAUCUCUAACUCCACCCCUCGUCGAGUUGAGCCUGUAUUCGUGACAUGCCCUCCCACUGAAACCACACCGUUGCAGGAACCCAACCCCCCUCUGACAUCCAAUGGGACCCAGGAACCCUUCCCUGAAACUCCACCCCCCACAGAGUUAGCCCCACCCACAUCAGAGCUAACCCCACCCCAUUCCGAGUCGACCCCACCCCUUUCAGACAGCACAGUGAGCCUGAAGGAUAGUCUGGAGCCCAGCGAUGACACGGCUACACCCAGUGAUGAGGGGCUGCCCCCCCUGACCCCUCCUUCAUAGACUGUGUGUGUGUGUGUGUGUGUGUGUGUGUGCACGCGCGCGCUGUCCAGCUGUCUUUGUGGGGACCAGGCUCAGUUAUAUUCUUGAGUGAGGACGGCUUUACAAAUGAGGACAUUCUGUUGGUUUUUAUGAUUGAACUUCAGUUCAGCUUAGGAUUGUAGUUCAGCAUGUUAAAGGGAUGACUGUUAUGAUAGAAACUUCCAGAUGAUGAUUUCAUUAUCUCUGAUCUCCUUCCAAAUAAACCUCCACAGGGCAAGUCAGAAAGCAGAGAAACAGACAGUUCAGAAGCUACCUGAGAAUCGGUUUUCUUUUAGUUUUCCUCAGUCUCUCAAUGAUCAAUAAUCUCAACAUCCAUGUUUCACUGCAGACAGGAGCUGCUCGCAGUGAGUUCUGCUGCUUUAAAGGGACAGUCUGACUAAAUGUGAAUAAUCAAUAACUUUGAAUUCCAAUGGUAGCAAAGGUCAAAUCAGUAACAGGUAUAAUAAGGGUCCUCACAAGAAGUACCAAUGUCUGUAUCAGGACUGAAACCUGCAGGUCACAUGGUUUAUCUCAGUAAUCAGCUGUUUGGAUACAAAGACUGAUUUUUGAAGAUCUGGAAGGAUGGAUUUGUGUGAGAAGAGAUGGGAGGAGGAGUAUUUUCUACACACACACACUCACACACUCCUUUGUUUAAGGUUAAACUUUCUUAUUGUUUUCUUUUUAAUAAACUUGACAGUUGUGUGUGUCUGUGGGGGCAUGGACAAUCUGAAAGUCUUAAAACAUUUCUAAUUUUGUUUUUUAAACAUAUUUGGACCCAAAAAUUUAAUCCUGUUUUUAUUUUUGUGUUUUAAACAAUGUAAAUUAUAAUUGAUGUGCUUCUAAGAAAUGGUUAAGCAUAUUUUUCCAGUGUAAAAGCUCGACGCAACAACAUGAGGCUUUUAAUGUGAAACAUACAGGAAGUAUGGCUGUUAGAAUACAAAUCCAAAAGCAUGGCAGUUUCAGAUUUAAAUCAAAUAUAAAAUAUGUCUCAGCCUCAGAGACAGGUGAACUUGUUUCCAGAAUUGAGAGUUUGAACCCCAUCAAUAAUGUAAACAGAAAGUAAUCAGAUUGUAAACAGGAAGUCAUGAGAAUGUGAAAUGUGGAAUGUGAAGUCGAUCUCCAGAGUAAAACAAUGUUUUUAAUUGUCUGAUGGCCGGUGAUGGAGAUUUGAUCAGACGUGUCUGUGCAGCAGCUGUUUGUAUAUACUACAGAUACCUGUGUAUAUUUCUGUUCACCAUUAGGGGGCAGCAGCUCCUCAGCAAAGUGUAAAAAUACAUCUCUCAUCCAAUCAGGUGACAGGAAAUCUUAGAUAACUUCCUCUGAUUGGCUGGUGAUGUUUUUGUUGCUUCUGGACCACAUCUGUUCAAAAUCUUAACUGAAUGUCAGGAUGAUGAUGAUGUCACUCCAGGGCUGUGGCCUUUCAGGUGGGUUGGGGGAGGGGAUGGUGUUGGGUUGUUCAUGUUGUUGCCUUUUUAAUACUUAGCUGUCUAUGUUCAUGUUUUUACAUGACCCUGAAGGGCUUGUCCACAGUUCAGGAGCCCACCUGGAUGGUCAUGAAGGGGUGGGGAGUUUAUUUGCAGUUCAAUGACAUUGAUACGCAUGAUGCUGUUCAUGUGACUGCUUUGAGCCAUUCAUGUUUUCUCUCAUGCAUUCCUGUCAGGUGACAGACUGUACUGAAGAUUUCAACAAGAAAUGAAAAUAAAUGUUUUGGAAACAGAAA